Molecule: messenger RNA, 2109 nt
Organism: Metschnikowia bicuspidata var. bicuspidata NRRL YB-4993
Lineage: Eukaryota; Fungi; Ascomycota; Pichiomycetes; Serinales; Metschnikowiaceae
Gene: RVB2
Product: RuvB family ATP-dependent DNA helicase reptin
Exons: 2
Coding region: 272-1681 (469 amino acids)
Biological process (GO): chromatin remodeling; box C/D snoRNP assembly; regulation of transcription by RNA polymerase II
Cellular component (GO): R2TP complex; Swr1 complex; NuA4 histone acetyltransferase complex
Molecular function (GO): ATP binding; DNA helicase activity; ATP hydrolysis activity
Source: RefSeq, a predicted model, not a curated record
GUGCAAAUCUGAUCACAGUACUCAGAAUUUCUUUAGACCAUAACCUCAUAUGCUCUUUCUUCCAUACUCAGCUGGCGUGCCAAUACUGUGGAAAGGGCGCCAUAUCCCGGCAGCAAGGCUUUGUGCUACCCGCUACAUCACGUGACUCGCCAAAUUAUCACGUGACCAAGGCCUUGGUCACGUGACUCCGGCGCCUCAGAACAUCGCGAAGACCAGUCUGUUCAAGGCUCUCGUUUUCAGCUCGAUACACCAAACAGAGCACUCAGACACGAUGACCUCUACUAUAGCCACGACGUCCUCGCAGACACGCGAUUUGAAUGGGCUCUCGUUGAUCGCGUCCCACUCACAUAUUUCGGGCCUCGGGUUGGACGACAACUUGGUGCCCAAGCCAUCUGCACAAGGAAUGGUCGGCCAGCUCAAGGCGCGUAGGGCUGCCGGGCUCAUUUUGAAGAUGGUGCAGGUCGGCCAGAUUGCCGGCCGGGCCGUGCUUAUUGCGGGUCCUCCGUCCACGGGCAAAACCGCAAUCGCCAUGGGGCUCUCGCAAAGCUUGGGCGAAGGCGUGCCAUUUACGGCAAUCACGGGUUCGGAGAUUUUCUCUUUGGACUUGUCCAAGACCGAGUCGUUGACCCAGGCGUUCCGCAAGUCGAUCGGCAUCAAGAUCAAGGAGGAGACCGAAAUCAUCGAGGGAGAAGUCGUCGAGAUCCAAAUCGACCGCUCCAUCACGGGAGGCCACAAGCAGGGCAAGUUGACGAUCAAGACCACCGACAUGGAGACCAUCUACGAGUUGGGUAACAAGAUGAUCGAGGGCUUGACCAAGGAGAAGGUCUUGGCAGGCGACGUCAUCUCCAUCGACAAGGCCUCGGGCAAGAUCAGCAAGUUGGGCAAGUCGUUUGCCCGUGCCCGCGACUAUGAUGCCAUGGGCCCCGAAACCAAGUUCGUGCAGUGUCCAGAGGGCGAGUUGCAGAAGCGCAAAGAAGUGGUGCACACGGUAUCGUUGCAUGAAAUCGACGUCAUCAACUCGCGCCAGCAAGGCUUCUUGGCGUUGUUUUCUGGAGACACGGGUGAGAUCCGCUCCGAGGUGCGUGACCAGAUCAACACCAAAGUGGCUGAGUGGAAGGAGGAGGGCAAGGCCGAGAUCGUGCCGGGCGUGCUUUUCGUCGACGAGGUCCACAUGUUGGACAUCGAGUGCUUCUCGUUCAUCAACCGGGCGUUGGAGGACGACUUCGCGCCCAUCGUCGUCAUGGCCACCAACAGAGGCGUCUCGCCCGCCCGUGGAACCAACUACAAGUCGCCGCAUGGUGUGCCCAUGGACUUGUUGGACCGGUCCAUCAUCAUCCACACGGCCAACUACUCUGCCGACGAGCUCCGCACCAUCUUGUCCAUCCGUGCCACGGAGGAGGAGGUGGACUUGACGGGCGACGCGUUGGCCUUGUUGACGAAGAUCGGCGAGGAGACGUCCUUGCGGUACGCGUCGAACUUGAUUGCCGUGUCGCUGCAGCUUGCCGCCAAAAGACGCGCGGAAAGCGUUGACUUGGCCGACGUUAAGAGAGCGUACCUGCUUUUCUUGGACUCGAGCCGGUCCGUCCAGUUUGUCUCUGACUUCGCGUCCCGUUUCAUUGACGACGACGGGAACGUGACGCUCGGCACCAAGGCCGACGAUGACAAGAUGCAGACGGACUAGGGCGCCCACCACACGAAUGUAUAAUACACAAGCCCCCCAGAAUACAAGACCAGAGGACGGCAGGCCGAGUAAAAGUUGUAUGAAAUAUGUAGGUGUAUGUAGAAGUGUAGAGGACGGGCCUGGCGGCAAGGCCAUCAGCCCCACGAGGCCCCGCGUCUUACGUGCCCUUGGUGUUCAAAAUCAACGCUAUGAUCAAGCCGUACAAGCCCAACACCUCCGCGAAAAUCAAAAUCAACACUAUGCCCACAAACAACCGCGGCUGGUGCAUGUACUGCCUCACGCCUUCAUCGCCCACAAUGCCAAUGGCGUACCCAGACGCCAUACAGGCAAGCCCCACCGAGAGCCCGCAUGCCAAAUGCAUGAUUCCUUUGAAUAGAGAGUAGUCUUCCGCCGGGUUCAACCCGCCGGCAAUCAACACCGAGACCACC